Molecule: messenger RNA, 3042 nt
Organism: Microthlaspi erraticum
Lineage: Eukaryota; Viridiplantae; Streptophyta; Magnoliopsida; Brassicales; Brassicaceae
Source: the annotation of a GenBank genome assembly
AUGGCUUCUUCUUCUUCUAGUUCGCAUCGCACCUGGAGAUACCGCGUCUUUGCGAGCUUCCAUGGACCAGACGUCCGCAAAACCUUUCUCAGUCAUUUACGCAAACAGUUCUGCUGCAAUGGGAUUUCGAUGUUCGAUGAUCAAGGGAUCGAGAGAAGCUACACCAUCGCACCUGCUCUCAAACAAGCGAUUUCGGAAUCGAGGAUCUCGAUCGUCGUGCUCUCGAAGAGCUACGCUUCGUCGAGCUGGUGCUUGGAUGAGCUGUUGGGGAUUUUGAAGUGCAAGGAAGAGAUUGGGCAAAUAGUGAUGACUGUCUUCUACGGUGUAGAUCCGUCUGAUGUACGGAAACAAACCGGAGAAUUUGGGAAAGUUUUCAAGGAAACUUGUCGUCGUAAAACGGAGGAAGAGAGGCGAAGAUGGAGCCAAGCUUUGACCGAUGUGGGCAACAUAGCCGGAGAACACUUCCUUAACUGGGACAAUGAAUCGAAGAUGAUUGAGAAGAUCUCUAGAGAUGUUUCAAACAAACUAAACGCUACAAUCUCUAAGGAUUUUGAAGACAUGGUUGGACUCGAAGCACACUUGGAAAAAAUGCAGUCUUUGUUACAUUUAGAUGAUGAGGAUGAAGCUAUGAUAGUUGGAAUCUGUGGCCCUGCAGGGAUUGGUAAGACUACAAUUCUCGAGCUUUACAUUGCCGGCUCUCUAGUAGUUUUCAGCAUACUUGUUUUAUGGAGAAUCUUAAGGGAAGAUACAAUAGCGGUCUUGACGAGUGCGAUACAAGAAAGGUUAUGCGAUCUGAAAGUUCUUAUAGUUCUUGAUGAUGUGGUAGACCUGAAGCAACUAGAGGCUUUGGCUGAUGAAACAAGUUGGUUUGGUCUUGGAAGUAGGAUUAUUGUAACCACAGAAGAUCAAGAGCUUUUGGAGCAACAUGGUAUCAACAAUACAUACCAUGUGGAUUUUCCAAAUGAAGAAGAAGCUCGCAAGAUCUGUUGUAGAUAUGCUUUUAGACAGAGCUCUGCACCAAAUGGUUUUGAGAAGCUUGUGGAAAGAGUGACAGUGCUCUGCAGCAACCUUCCGUUGGGUCUCAGCGUCAUGGGCUCAUCUUUACGCAGAAAGUCAGAAGAUGACUGGGAAAGUAUAUUGCGUAGGCUGGAAAACAGCCUUGAUGGAAAGAUCGAUGGAGUACUUAGAGUCGGAUACGAAAAUCUACACAAAGAUGAUCAGUUCCUGUUUCUUCUCAUUGCAUGCUUCUUAAACUACCAAGACGAUGAUCGCGUGAAUUCAAUGCUCGGUGAUAGUAACUUGGAUGUCAGACUCGGGUUGAAAACCCUCGCCUAUAAAUCUCUCAUACAAAUAUCCGCAGAAGGAACUAUAUCCAUGCAUAAGUUACUACAACAAGUGGCUAGAGAAGCUGUUCAAAUACAAGAGCCUUCUAAACGCCAAAUCCUAAUUGAUAUUGAUGGGAUCCGUGAUGCCCUGGAAACUGAUUCGGUUAGUACAAAUUUGAUUGGCAUCUCUUUGGAUGUAUCAACAAUCCCAAACGUUGUAUCUAUAAGGGCAGGAGCUUUGAAAAGAAUGCUUGAUCUUCGGUUUCUCAGCGUCUACGAGACAAGACGUGACGUAAAUGUUAGAGUGCAUGUACCCGAGGACAUGGACUUCCCACCUCGUCUAAGGUUAUUACGUUGGGAGGUAUACCCUGGAAAGUGUCUUCCUUUCACAUUUACGCCAGAACAUCUUGUGGAGCUCAAUUUGGUAAAUAGCAAGCUCGAGAAGCUUUGGCAAGGAACUCAGCCCCUUACAAAUCUCAAGAAGAUGGAUUUGUCUGGAUCUAUGCGUCUGAAGGAGGUCCCUGAUCUUUCAAAUGCUACGAAUCUCAAGAAACUGAAUCUAACUGGUUGUUGGGGUUUGGUGGAGAUCCCUUCCUCUGUUGGAGAUCUUCAUAAGCUAGAGGAGUUGGAGAUGAAUAUGUGUAUAAGCCUACAAGUUGUUCCUGCUAACCUCAACCUGGCAUCUCUUAAAUCAGUCAAGAUGGUAGGAUGCUGGCAAAUGAGGAAAAUCCCAGAUAUUUCCACCAACAUCGAUUCACUAGUAAUCGGAGACACAAUGUUAGAAGAGUUUCCUGAAUCAAUCACGCUUUGGCCUCGCCUUCAGAGUCUCAACAUAUACGGCAGUCUCAUCUCAGCUCCGUUUUUGGCAGGUUUGAAUCAGUCACAUAUCUCUCUCUCUACAAUUGAGAGGAUACCAGAUUGCAUCAAAGAUCUUGAUGGGUUAAAGUUUCUUUACAUAGCUAAAUGUCCAAAACUUGCUUCACUCCCUGAGCUUCCUCGCUCGCUCAGAAAGCUAACAGUAGAGAAUUGUGAGUCGCUUGAGACGGUGUGUUUUCCUUGCGAUACUGUAACUCACUUCCUCUACUUCCCCAACUGCUUCAAACUGGGACCAGAAGCGAGGAGAGUCAUCAUCAAGCAAUCGUUUAGAGCGUACUUACCUGGAAGAGAGAUACCUGAAGAGUUUAACCAUCGAGCUAUAGGGAGUUGUAUGACCAUCCGUCCAUCUAUAUGCAAGUUUAAGAUUUGUCUCGUGCUUUCUCCUAAACCGGAUAUGGAAGAAGCUCAUUUCAGAGUACUGUUUCACAUACGUGGGAAAGGUUGCACCAGUGACGAAUUCAUGCUCGAGUUAAUUCUGCCUAAAAUCCGAGAUGAGCAUCUUUGUGUAUUUUUCGCUGAGUUUGUUGAACAGCACGAAGAGGUGUUGUUCAAAUUCAGUACCCCAUCAUCCCACGAAGUCGAUGUUAGUGAAUGUGGUGUCCAGGUUUUGACGGAUGACGAAACCAACACAAGCAUAAGGAGCUGUGAUGAAUCUUGUACAGAACAAGUGUCUGGAGACGGCCAUGAUGAAAGUCUCUCUGAUAAGAGCAAUGAGUUUGGUGAAAACAGAGUAAAGGUCUUUAAAGGUUAUACUCUGUUUCUUGCUUUAGUUUUUACUUUCAUUUUGAGUUCGAUUUCAAGUGUUCUGUUGUAUAGCUUUGGAAGACAGAUUAAGACUUGA